CCGAGCUCUUUUGAAUUGCGUGCAAAGUGACAAGAGGAGGGUCGAUGUCGAUGAAACUCAUGUUUCCCAGUGUGCCUGAACGCAUCUGCAGCAGCUUUGGUUUCUACGGCAACGACUGACAACGAAGACCGAAGAUGGUUCACAUCACAGAAGAUCUAAUCCGGCGUCGCGCCGAGCACAACGAGUGUGAGAUCUUCUCCCUGGAGGAGGUCUCCCUGCAUCAGCAGGACAUCGAGAAGAUCGAGCACAUCGAGCGCUGGUGCAGGGAUCUGAAGAUCCUUUAUCUUCAGAAUAACCUCAUACCAAGAAUCGAGAAUGUUGGACGCCUCAAGAAGCUGGAGUACUUGAACCUGGCCUUGAACAACAUAGAAGUCAUUGAAAACCUGCAAGGCUGCGAGAACCUGCAAAAAUUGGACCUGACGGUGAACUUUGUGGGGCGUCUGAGCAGCGUGGAGAGCCUGAAAGAAAACAUCCACCUGCGUCAACUCUUCCUGGUGGGCAAUCCCUGCACGCUCUUCGAGGGCUACCGCAAGUACGUCGUCGCCACCUUACCCCAGCUCAAGUGUCUGGACGGCACCGAAGUGACGCGGUCCGAGCGCAUUGCGGCCAAUCAGGGCUUGGAGGAGUUGAGGAUGCGUGUCCUGGAGGAGGAGGACCAUUACUUGUGGAAGACCGCGCACGAGAAGGAAGAGGAGAAGGCCAAGAAGAAGCAGGCUGAGGAAUCAGGAAGUAGUGCUGGUGACUCGGAGGAGAAGCAAGAGCAGCUGACCGAACUGGAAGAAGAAAGACGGGAGAAGGAAUUCUGGCACACGCCGUGUCCCUUCACUCCAGAAUCCCGCCUGGAAACUCACCGCCACCUGGAGGCCAAGCGGAGGGCCAAGGAGAAAGGCAACGAGAAGAAAGUGAAGCCCCCAAAGACUCUGAUAACUGCUGAUGGACGAGUCCUGAAUGUCAAUGAGCCCAAACUGGACUUCUCUCUGAUGGAAGACGACAACAAUAGCAGGAUCGUUUUAGACCUGGCAGUGUACAGACACAUGGACACUUCCCUGAUGGAUGUGGACGUGCAGCCAACGUACGUCAAAGUUGCCAUCAAAGGAAAAAUAUUUCAGCUGGUUCUGCCGGCUGAGGUCAAGCCCGACAGCUCCACGGCACAGCGGUCGCAGACCACGGGGCACCUGCUGCUCCACAUGCCCCGGGCUCAAGGUGAAAUCAAGGUGACAAAAGCUGCCAUACAUCCAUCGAAAGACGACCGCCGCCGCCGCAGAUCGCCCGACAGCAAGAAAAGAGAACGCUCCAUUCCAGAGAGGUUGGAAGUGGACGCCAGCGGAACCGUGGACAUUGCCAAUAUCGUGACACGUCCCCGCACCGUCGAAGGGCCGCUGGAAACUUCUGGCUGGAAUCCAUCCGCCGCCGCCGCACGUCUUGACGACGAACCCUCGGAAGGAUUUGUGGAUGACCCCGACGUACCGCCGCUCAUUUAACCCAACCCUGCCGUAGAACGGAGAAGAGGCUCGUUCACGCUCUCGCGACUGCAGUGUGGUUGUUGAGGAAGAUCGUGUGGAAUAACGAUCAACAAGUUGAGAAGGUAGACCCGUGGGGGGGGACUCUUGUCUGCUUAGCUUUGUGCUUGAGUGCAGGAUGUCUCCUGAAGACAGUGAACUAAUCUCAAGGUCUUUUUGUUUUUCCUGGAACGUCUGUUUGUAUUUUUUCAGGACAUCGUCUUUAUGUUUGUCAAGAUUUUGGAAUAACCCCCCCCCCCAAAAAAAAGAAAAAAAAAGAUCAAGACACAACAAAUCAUGUGCAGUCUCAUCCUCCUAUGUCUGCGUUUCAUUUGUUUCGUGUCUGUUGCCAUGACGACACAAAUCAUCCUCGAUUGCUGACUCACCAGGCACACUUGGGUCAGGAAGGACCACUUGGGACUUUGCUCCUCUCUUUUUUCCCCUUCUGCCCUUCCCCCCGCUCGUUCUCAACUUUUCCACAUUUCUACCUUCUCUUUUUCUUCUCCUCCAGCUUUCACAUCCUCUUUACCGUUUCCAAGUUCACUUUCCACCCCGCAAGUCGGUUCUUUGUCUUAACUGACUACCCGAACUAAGUCGGCAACCUGCUUCCAUUCUUCGCUUGCGGUGAACUUUCUGCUCCGUUGACAUGAGCUGGAAAAUGAACGGACACCCUACAAGAGUGAAAUAAGCUUUCGCCGUUUUUCCCCAAAGAUUUGGAAAACGUCUCCAAAAGCGUGAUGGGAAAAA
This is a messenger RNA of Hippocampus zosterae (dwarf seahorse), 2246 nucleotides long. It is a transcript of the gene dnaaf11, whose product is annotated as dynein axonemal assembly factor 11. The transcript is spliced from 12 exons. The record is from RefSeq and is a predicted model, not a curated record. The coding region runs from base 135 to 1481 and encodes 448 amino acids. Gene Ontology annotation, molecular function: protein binding. Gene Ontology annotation, cellular component: cytoplasm. Gene Ontology annotation, biological process: outer dynein arm assembly. Lineage: Eukaryota; Metazoa; Chordata; Actinopteri; Syngnathiformes; Syngnathidae.